Molecule: messenger RNA, 438 nt
Organism: Pelobates cultripes (western spadefoot toad)
Lineage: Eukaryota; Metazoa; Chordata; Amphibia; Anura; Pelobatidae
Source: the annotation of a GenBank genome assembly
AUGCUCCACUGGGAAACUAAGUUUCAAGCGGCUUUUGAUGCCCUGUGUGCAGCAUUCUGGACCCGAAUAGAGUCCCGCCAGCAGCAACGCACAUUUACUGCAGCCGUGCCAACGGAGGCCGCCAGCUCUGCAAAGACAGCCUGUCUCACUCCUGGACUGAGAGCAAAAAGGAGCAAGCAUCCCACGCAGCCUGCACCUGUGUUAAAUCCUGCUCGCAGAGCUCCCGCACGGAGAAACCCUGCCAGAUGGAGACCUCACCGACCUCACCUACCUGCAUGCAGCUCAAGCACCCAGGCACUCCAGCACUCUACGGAACCUCGAAGACACAGCCUGACCGCAAUGAGGAGGAGGGCAAUGCGGCUGCAGCCAGGUGAACACGUAACUGGGCGGCUAAUGCGAAGCCCACAGCAGAAACCCAAGAUUCCAACAGCACACUAG